Messenger RNA from Colletotrichum karsti, 996 nucleotides. RefSeq lists its product as uncharacterized. The transcript has 4 exons. Gene Ontology annotation, cellular component: epsilon DNA polymerase complex; CHRAC. NCBI's taxonomy places the organism in Eukaryota, Fungi, Ascomycota, Sordariomycetes, Glomerellales, Glomerellaceae. Gene Ontology annotation, molecular function: protein heterodimerization activity; chromatin DNA binding. The coding region runs from base 1 to 996 and encodes 331 amino acids. The record is from RefSeq and is a predicted model, not a curated record. Gene Ontology annotation, biological process: leading strand elongation; DNA damage response; heterochromatin formation.
AUGCCUCCGCGCAAAAGCGACGCCAGCCGCAAGAGCAACGUCUCUACCGCCCGAUUCGCCGUAAUGGACGAGGAACCGGCCUCCACCCCGACGACCUCGGGACCGACGCCCGCGACUCCUGCCGCCGCCGCCGCCGCCGAUACCGUCUCCGCCAUGCCCUCCAGCGCGGCUGCGGCUGCGGAGCCGACGCCCGAAACCGGCAAGGCUUCGUCAUCAACACCGCUGACCACGACGGAGAAGGCCGAGAAGGUUCACAAGGAGAAGGUCGAAAAGGAUAUCCUCACCAUUGAAGACCUCAACCUACCCAAGUCCAUCAUCACGAGGCUGGCCAAGGGCGUGCUUGCCCCUAACGCGCAGAUCCAAGGCAAUGCUGUCCUGGCAAUGAGCAAGAGUGCUACGGUCUUUAUUAACUACCUUGCAUCACAUGCUAACGAAAACACCAUGCUGGCCAACAAGAAGACUGUCAGCGCUGAGGAUGUCUUCAAGGCCCUUGAUGAUAUUGAAUUUGGCUUCCUGAAAGAGCCACUGCAGCAGGAAUUUGCCAAGUUCAACCAAAUCCAAUCCGCAAAACGCUCAUCCUACCGCCAAAAGGUGGCCGCGAAGAAGGGCGGCGCAGCAACGGGGGCCGCAGCAGGCGUCGCCGCCGGAGCUGUCGCCGGAGCUGUCGCCGGAGCAGCGGCAGCCUCUGCCGACGACAGCAUCCUCACCACGACUUCGUCCGCCGAUGGCGACGCACCCCGCACCAAGAAGGCCCGCAUGGACGACUCCGCUAUGGCCGUCGAUGAGGAGGCUGAUGAUGCUGAGACGGAGCCCGAAGAGGAGGCCAAUGAGGAUGGAGAAGAAGAGGAUGAAGGCGAGGAGGAAGAAGAAGACGACGAGGAAGACGAGGAGAGCGGCGAGAAGAGCGGCGAUGAGACGCAGGACGCGCUCGAGGAAAAGGAGGGAGACGACGAUGACGAAGUCGAUGAGGCUCUCGACGGAGAUGAGAGUGACUAG